UAUUUUUAUCUCUAAAAAGCUCCACAAAUGUGGCCUUUAUUUUAGUUUUAACAGGUGUAUGAAGUGCAAGCAUGCGGUGGCUGUACCUUUAACCUACGCUUAUGAUGUUAAAUAGCAAGUCUUCUUAAAAGCUUAAACAAUGGAAAAGCUUACUGGUUAUAUUUUUGACAUUUCCAGUGUGGAAUCAAGUGAUUACAGAUAUUUACUAUUUUACAAGCUCAUGUAUUUCAUAGGCAAUGCUGUUAAAGUAAAUACUAAACAAGGUUGUAAACUGAAGCUAAUGUAAUUACUUUCUACUUUCUUUUCUCUGAAGGCUUAAUAUUGUACUGAUUUUACUGAUUACUAUGCUUGUGGUUCUUAUUACAUUGUAUGGAUUGUUCAUUGAGUCAUACAGACAGUAGAUCUUGAUUUUCCAAAUACAACUGAGAGUUACAAACUCUAUUGCCAGAGAGUAAUUGCUAGUGAUAUCAAAGAAUGUGUAUGUCGAGCUCCUGAUACUCCAUAUGAUGAUAGUUCAUACUCGAACAUACCAAUGACAUCUUAUGAGCUUCCUGAUGGACAGACAAUAGAAAUUGGAGCCGACAGAUUCAAGGCACCUGAUAUUCUUUUCAACCCAUCCUUGGCUCAGACUAUUCCUGGUAUGGAGAAUUUUGCCGAGACUGUUUCUUCUGUUCGUGGCCUGCCACAAAUGGUCUUGGAGAGCAUAAAUAAGUGUGAUGUGGAUAUUAGGAGAGAACUCUUCAGCAGUAUACUGCUUGCUGGUGGCACUGCAUCCAUGCAACAGUUAAAGGAACGUCUGGAGAAAGAUUUGCUAGAGGAAUCUCCUCAAGCAGCUAGAGUGAAAGUUUUGGCAAGUGGAAAUGCAACGGAAAGGAGAUUCAGGUGGGAGUAUAUUGGCGUCACUUGGUUCCUUUCAGCAAAUGUGGUUUUCAAAAUCUGAGUUCGAGGAACAUGGAGCUUCUUAUGUUCAAAGAAAAUGCCCGUAAGGAACUUUACUGGUGCGGUCAAUUAUCACAUUAGAUAGACAGAAAUUCAUGGAGCUGACUUCACUUCGAUUAGUUUGCUGACGGUAUGGGUUGUUCGGUUUUAAUAUCCUGCUCUAUAGGAGUCCAAACAACAAUGUACUAUAUAUGUAUUGUACCUAUCGUUGCUAAUGUUGUACAAUUACGUUACGUACUGGGGAUUGUAAUAUACUCCGUACUAGGCUCGUGUAGCAACAUUAUUGACUUGCUAUCUAAGUCACCGUGAAGAAUUUUACGAUCGCUGACAUUUUAAAACUUGGGUGAUUUGUUGCUGUCUUCCAGGAGUACUUAGUGAAAGAGGGAUUAAAUUUCUGCGUGUUAAA
Coffea arabica (coffee) is the source of this 1345-nucleotide messenger RNA. The record is from RefSeq and is a predicted model, not a curated record. NCBI's taxonomy places the organism in Eukaryota, Viridiplantae, Streptophyta, Magnoliopsida, Gentianales, Rubiaceae.